AUGGAAUACAAGCAAGAAAGCGAAGGUAUGGAAGGUGGCCGUGACCGCUAUGGCGGUCAUAGGGACUCGUGCCGCGAUCGUGGAAGAGACCAUAGGAAUAUUGUCAAAUUCGAUAAAAAGCACACGGAGGAAGAUGGCCGAUGCUACAGAUGCAACAUGACUGGGCACCAGGCUAAAGAAUGCAAGUUAGACAAAUCGUGCUACAACUGCAACCACCCAGGACACAUUGCACGGGAAUGUCCUAAGAGUGGCCGUUAUGACUCCCAGGGUAGGUCCAACCAAGUCUGUUACAACUGCAAAAGGAUUGGCCACAGAUUCCGCUACUGCAAAGAACCACAAAUAUUCUGCCUGUUAUGUGCCAGUUUUGGCCAUGUGAGCCGUGAUUGUAAUCACUAA
Messenger RNA from Ctenocephalides felis (cat flea), 396 nucleotides. Its product is annotated as cellular nucleic acid-binding protein-like. Lineage: Eukaryota; Metazoa; Arthropoda; Insecta; Siphonaptera; Pulicidae. Bases 1 to 396 code for a protein of 131 amino acids. Gene Ontology annotation, molecular function: translation regulator activity; mRNA binding; single-stranded RNA binding. Gene Ontology annotation, biological process: positive regulation of cytoplasmic translation. The transcript has a single exon. The record is from RefSeq and is a predicted model, not a curated record. Gene Ontology annotation, cellular component: cytoplasm.